AUGAAUGCCAUGUCUCUCUUGGCUGUCACUAGGUUGUUAGCUUCCAGGGAAACUGCUAGCCCAGUAACAGUUGUCUCUAUAUGCAAGAGAAAAUGCAAGUCUGCAGGCAAAUUGUACUUCUUUUCUGAUGGCAUUCUCUUUUCUGAUCCCCACCAUGGCAGCAUUUCCAUUUCAAAAAAACAUAUGAGUUCCAUUUCUCUCUAUGAUGGGGAUUCAACCAGUAUUGUUGCUGCUCUCUUUAUAGACAUCAAAAGUUCUUUGCUUGCUCAUCUACCAAUCGAAUUCCAUACCCGAGACAACUUUUUGAUGAUUGCACUUUUCCCUAAAACAAAGAUUUAUAAGGCUUUUUAUUCACAGGUUUUCUCUUUGUGGAAAAACCAGGCAAACUCAGGAUUAUCUUUAAAGGUUGUCCAGGAAGAAUUCCUGUCUGUGGAACAAAAGAGACUGCAUGCCAAUGUUCAGAAGCUGUUUAAUGCGUUGUCUUUUCCUUCUGGGGAAAGAUGCAGGGAGCUGAAAAUAUCUGCUGCCCUUCCAGAAUUAGAGAGGUUUGUGCAACAUUUUACGGUCAGCAGCGUCAGUCACGAGCCAGUGAUGAGGGCACAUCUUCCUAUUUUAUUGCAACAGUCAGAAAUCGUUCCUGAUAGCGAAGCAGAAAGUGAUAAGGUGGUCAUCACCAUUAUAACUGGUCUUCCAGGAUGUCGCUGCAGUGAUCUGUGUGCUUUUCUUGUAACUUUUAACAAGGAACAUGGAAGGUGGAUAGUUUAUCGGCAGACUAUGGAUAGUCCGGAAUGUUUCAGUGCAGCCCAUUUCCAGCGUUACCUCUCCAGUGUCCUGGAGGCUCAGCAAAACCACAGCGUCCGUCUGUCCACUUAUGCUAAAAAGAACAAGCGUCUCUUAGUGGUCUUGCAAGGAUAUACUGAUGUUAUUGAUGUUGUACAGGCUCUGCAAACUCAUCCUGACCCAGAUGUGAAGUCUUCUUUCAUCAUUGGAGCAGUUAAUACUUGUGUAGAGCCGCUGAGUUGCUAUAUGGAACAUAGGCUUCUUUUUCCCAAGUUCUUGGACCAGUGUUCACAAGGACUAGUGAGUAAUGUGGUUUUCACAAGUCAUGCUAAAGAGCAGAAGCAUCCACUCCUUGUGCAACUGCAGAGCCUUAUCCGAGCGGCAAAUCCUGCUGUUUCGUUCAUCUUGGCAGAAAAUGGAGUUGUAACUAGGAAUGAGGAUAUUGAAUUAAUUCUCUCGGAAGGCAGUUUUUCAAAUCCUCAGAUGUUGAGAGCUCGAUAUUUAAUGUAUCCUGGCUGGUAUGAAGGCAAAUAUGGAGCUGGGUCUGUCUUCCCUCCAAUGGUUCAGAUCUGUGUAUGGUUUAAUCGUCCUCUAGAAAAAACACGAUUUGUGACCAAAUGUAAAGCGAUUAAGUCAUUGCUCAAGCCAAGUCCUUUUUCCGGAAACAUUUAUCACAUCAUGGGCAAAGUUAAAUUUUCAGAUUCUGAUAAAGUGAUUGAAGUUUGUCACAACACAUCGUCUAAUUCACUAAGUCUUGUGCCUGUUCAGGAGGGGCCAACUCCUCCUGAUUCAAGAAGCGAUAACCGAGAUUGCAGCAGUCAACAGGAGUGCUUCCUUGUGUUCAUUGGCUGCUCCCUUAAGGAAGAGGAUAUAAAAGACUGGCUCAGAGAGACUGCAAAACAGAAACCUCAGAGGAAAGCCCUGAAAACCAGAGGAAUGCUAACCCUUCAGGAAAUAAAGAACAUUCACGUGAAACGCCACUUGGAUCCACUUCCAGCUGGUUAUUUUUACAACGGGACUCAAUUUGUGAAUUUUUUUGGUGACAAAAUGGAUUACCAUCCAUUAAUGGACCAAUUCAUGAACGAUUACUUGGAAGAAGCCAACAGGGAAAUAGAGAAGUACAACAGAGAACUAGAAGAACAAGAGUAUCAUGAUCUCUUUGAGCAGAAGACAUAAGCACGUGUGUUCUGUGCAUUUCUGAACCGCCUGCUGUCAGUAACCAAAAAUGCUGUUGUCCUUGCUGGUUAACUAGAAAAUUAAGCGAAAUGUCAGUUUUCAGCACUCCUUUUAAAGCUAAGAGAUCAUUCCUGUAAGGUUGGCAUUUUAAUAUGGUAACUGCUUAGCUGUGUGUACUGUCAGGUUUGCUUCCACUUCACCUUAAUUCCAGACUGUACAAAGCAUCACCUGGAAUCUCUGGCUAGUAGUGGAAA
This is a messenger RNA of Phaethon lepturus (White-tailed tropicbird), 2210 nucleotides long. RefSeq names its product chromosome unknown open reading frame, human C20orf194 (gene DNAAF9). NCBI's taxonomy places the organism in Eukaryota, Metazoa, Chordata, Aves, Phaethontiformes, Phaethontidae. The record is from RefSeq and is a predicted model, not a curated record. The transcript is spliced from 18 exons. Bases 1 to 1956 code for a protein of 651 amino acids.